CCACCGUGGAGGAGGGGGCAAAGUUGAAUGUUCUGUGCCUGUUACGUGGCUGUCCCAGCAGCUCGCAGAGACAGCUCAUCCCAUUAGGGCUCCCCUUUUAUCCCGAAAAGCACACGCCAGGCACAGGCCAAUCUGCCUCCCGCUGGCAGCCGCGAAUUUGGUUGUUGAGCAGGAGAAAAGAAGGUGGAUGUGGCAGCCAUGGUGCGGCUCUUUGGCUACGUGGAUGUGACCGACACUGCCUUCAUUGUGGCCGUCCUCUCAAUYGCCUUCAACCCUCUCUUCUGGAAUGUGGUAGCCAGAUGGGAGCACAAAACACGAGCGCUCAGCCAAGUGUUCGGCUCUGCCCGUGCUGCCUGUUACUGCCUGGGCGCUGUGAUCCUGCUGCUCAACUGUGUGAGGAGCCACUGCUUCACAGAAGCCAUGAAGAGCCAGCCGAGGCUGGAGGGCUGGGACUACCACUGGACCUAUUACUCAGGCUUGGCCAUCUCGGCUGUAGGGACCUUGUUUGUCAUCUCCAGUUUCUUAGCACUGGGAUUCACCGGGACGUUCCUAGGUGAUUACUUUGGCAUCCUGAUGGAGGAAAAAGUGACCAGCUUCCCCUUCAGCGUCCUGGAUAAUCCCAUGUACUGGGGCAGCACAGCCAUCUACCUGGGCUGGUCCCUCAUGCACGCCAGCCCAGCUGGCCUUUUGCUGACAGCUGUAGUGGCAAUUUCCUACACAAUCGCUGUGCUGUAYGAGGGGCCUUUCACAGAGGAGAUCUAUCGGCAGAAGCAGAAGGGGGUGAAGAGCAAAUAACCCCAGAGCACUGCCUCGGCUACCUCGUGCYUCUCCGGGCCCCAAACUGUCCGAUUUGCCCGUUUUCCUACUGAGAUGUAUCCUARUAAUUAGCCCAGCAACCCUUAAUGAGCCGACUGAGCUCCCUGCAGCACUGGAAGURACCAGAGGAACGGCCUGAGCGUGGUGACAGCUCCUUGCCACUGUCCAUGGGAGAUGAAGGUUCCUGUCCCCAGGUCCCUGUCCGGGUCCUGAUGCUCCCCCGGGAAUUGCACAGCGUGGGACCUCCCUCCCACACCGAUUAUUGGAGAUCUGCAGGGAAAAAGRAAUUCCCUUUGGACUGGAGGGAAAGCAGAGUGAUGAUGGAGGCACCGGGGGCCUUUCAUGAGUGAGCUGUGAGCCUGUGGAAGCACCAACUCCUCGAGAUCAUCUCCUGGAAGCUGAUCCUGGAGAACAUCCCGAGGUGCUGCCCAAGAGCCAUGGGAAGCAGAAAAACUCGGAUGCAGCAACGGAGAGGGCUCGGGAGCCUUGAGGAUUCAAACACAGAGGGGAAACUGCUGCAAACUCAACAGCAGCAAAACCUGCUGCAAACCCAACAACCAACCCCCUCUUUUUUUGGGAAAGGAACCUCCCCAUCCAGAGCUGCAGUUUCCCACCUGUGCAGAGCCCUGCAGCAUCUGCACCAUUGCAAAGGCUCCGAGAAAAGUGACUGAAAAGCRCAGAAAUGUGAAUGUACCACCUAAACCACAGCCCAGGGGGUGGAGGGAUGGCAGCUGCCCCAUGGAGAAGACCCAGGGGAGGAGUCAAUCCCUUUCCACACCUUGCCCUGGAUGGAUUCCACCCUUGGCCAUGUGGAUGGUCCAACCCCUCCUUUUCCCUGGUGCCCACUUUAGGGUCUUGCUGCCUUUCCCACCACCCAGUGCCUUCCAGCUGUUUUUCACUGCCCUGCAGGGCCAGUGGGAGAGGGGAAAGGAAAGGUUUGUUUCUGUCUCCACGCUGUGCAGCAGCCGGGAAUGGAUCUGCCCCUCCGCCCCUCCCACCAGCCUCAACAAGUCCCAAAACUGCCCAGUGCUGGAUCCUGCACUGAUCAGAAAGAUUCCAGAGGUGAUGCUCCAGUCCCAGGCUCUGUUUUUACAGAUUCCCAGAACAAUUUGAGAAAUAAACUGUGAGUGACCAAGCAAGCAGGUGCUGAAGAAGGGAGCUGCGCUGCUGGCACUGGAUGGCACAGCCACACCUCAGCAUCACAUCAUCCCCUCCACAGAGGGUCCUCCCUCUUCUCAGUGUCACCUCCAUGAAACGGUUCCAUUUCCUUUUGCUUUUGCACGCUGUAAUUAAUUCACCCUCCGGGCAUCGCUCAGCAGGAAUUAAACGUGUUGGUCUCUUUUCA
Messenger RNA from Malurus melanocephalus (red-backed fairy wren), 2161 nucleotides. It is a transcript of the gene PEMT, whose product is annotated as phosphatidylethanolamine N-methyltransferase. Gene Ontology annotation, biological process: phosphatidylcholine biosynthetic process. NCBI's taxonomy places the organism in Eukaryota, Metazoa, Chordata, Aves, Passeriformes, Maluridae. Gene Ontology annotation, molecular function: phosphatidylethanolamine N-methyltransferase activity. The transcript is spliced from 8 exons. The record is from RefSeq and is a predicted model, not a curated record. Bases 199 to 795 code for a protein of 198 amino acids.